AUGGAUUACAUCAGUUGGACACCACUUCACACUGCAAUACAUCAGGCAGCUGUUCCUUCACACUGCAAUACAUCAGGCAGCUGUUUCUUCACACUGCAAUACAUCAAGCAGCUGUUCCUUUACACUGCAAUACAUCAGGCAGCUGCUCCUUCAUACUGUAACACAUCAGGCAGCCGCUCCUUCACACUUCAAUACAUCAGACGGCUGCUCCUUCACACUGCAAUACACCAGAUGGACAGUACUUCACACUGUAAUACAUUGGGUGAACACCACUUCACACUGCAAUACAUCAGGCAGUUGCUUCUUCACACUGUAACACAUCAGACGGCUGCUCCUUCAAACUGCAAUACACCAGAUGGACAGUACUUCACACUGUAA
Molecule: messenger RNA, 378 nt
Organism: Pelobates cultripes (western spadefoot toad)
Lineage: Eukaryota; Metazoa; Chordata; Amphibia; Anura; Pelobatidae
Source: the annotation of a GenBank genome assembly